Molecule: messenger RNA, 596 nt
Organism: Homalodisca vitripennis (glassy-winged sharpshooter)
Lineage: Eukaryota; Metazoa; Arthropoda; Insecta; Hemiptera; Cicadellidae
Source: RefSeq, a predicted model, not a curated record
AAAAACCUUUACAAGAAUCUUCAUAAACUCCCAACUGAAACUAAAAGUAUAAACCCUCUAAAAAAGCUAAAAAUACUCCACCAAAAUAUUGACUCAUUAAUGAACAAGACAAACCAGCUUGACCACUUACUUCACACCACAAAACCUCAUAUUGUAGUCUUGACAGAGCAUAGUCUAAAAGAUUACCAACUUCUACAUACCAAACUAAGAGAUUACAUAUUAAUUGGGGGGUUUUCCAGAAAGUUUUCGAGAAAAGGAGGAGUGGCCGUAUACGCUCAUGAAUCACUUGGAAAUGUAGUAGAAAGUAAAGACACAACCUCUGAAGAACUGAUUUGUGAACAAUAUGCAGUCAAUAUUAAAGUGAAGCAGAAAACUGUAUACCUUCUUGGCAUCUACAGACCUCCAAGUUCGAACCUUGAAGAUGCCCUGAAUAUAAUCUCAAGUACCUUAGACAAAAUACCUACAUGGAAAUGCCCUACCAUCAUCAUGGGAGACAUAAAUAUAGACAUGCUGACACAAAACCAAAACAGAAACAAACUAGAAAAUAUGUUGAGCAGUCAUAACAUCGAAAGACUAGAGCUACCGCCAACUAGAGU